This is a messenger RNA of Achroia grisella, 865 nucleotides long. RefSeq names its product circadian clock-controlled protein daywake-like. Lineage: Eukaryota; Metazoa; Arthropoda; Insecta; Lepidoptera; Pyralidae. The record is from RefSeq and is a predicted model, not a curated record. The transcript is spliced from 5 exons. Bases 81 to 824 code for a protein of 247 amino acids.
AUCACCAAAAAUUUUCUCAUUCAUUUACAAGACAUCCUAGGGGAUACUUACUUGUAACAUUUUUAAAUUUAUAAUUAGAAAUGCAUCGUAUAUUUGAUUGUCCAGGUUUUAUUAUUUUAUUAUUAUUCGUAUUUCUUGCCGGAAUUGUUGAAAGUGGAAAGCUAAACUCCCAGAGACCCUGCAGGGAUAGUUCAUCCGAAUGUUUGAGGAGAACUUUACAAGCUAUAUUGCCGAAAUUCAUGAGCGGUGUACCAGAAUAUGGGGUAGAAAAUAUGGAUCCUUUCCAAAUUCAAAAACUUGAUUUUGAUUUCCCUGGCAAUCUUAAAGGUCAACUGAGAGAUGGUUGGGCUAAAGGUUUAAAAAAGUGCAUUGUGAAUUCAAUAAGUUUAACAGAUUUCGUUGUGGAUACUGUGAUUCAUUGUAAUCUCACUAUAAAAGGAAAGUACAAAUCUUCUGGACGGUUGUUAUUGUUCACGAUCAAUGGCAGCGGUGACUCUACUAUUAAGUGCGUGGACAUCAAAAUUCACAAUAUUAUGAAAUUAGGAUUUAGAGAGUUGUCCGACGGUCAACAGUAUUUGACGAUAGAUGAGACAAAAACAGAUCAUAGUUACGAUGGUCGUGUUAUGUAUCAGAUGACGAAUCUCUUCAAUGGCAGCCCUGAAACUAGUAAGCUAGUACUUGACUUCAUGAAUGAAAACUGGCGCAUGGUUGCUCAAGAAUUUGGUGAUCCAAUGGUCGAUUUUGGAGUAUCAACAGUAUUAAGAAAUAUUCAGAAUCUUUUUAAUAACGUAUCAUACGAACGGAUUGUAAUGGGUGAUUUUUAAAGAUAAAAUUUUGAAGUCAUAUGAUAUGUUUGUGAAUAACU